Messenger RNA from Lutra lutra (Eurasian river otter), 2246 nucleotides. RefSeq names its product cholinergic receptor nicotinic beta 2 subunit (gene CHRNB2). Gene Ontology annotation, biological process: monoatomic ion transmembrane transport; chemical synaptic transmission; signal transduction. Bases 599 to 1921 code for a protein of 440 amino acids. The record is from RefSeq and is a predicted model, not a curated record. The transcript has 7 exons. Gene Ontology annotation, cellular component: neuron projection; synapse; postsynaptic membrane. Lineage: Eukaryota; Metazoa; Chordata; Mammalia; Carnivora; Mustelidae. Gene Ontology annotation, molecular function: acetylcholine-gated monoatomic cation-selective channel activity; transmembrane signaling receptor activity.
UCUGUUUCCAGACUCCAAAGCUGUUUGCUUUUGAGAAACAGCAAACCCACAGUCCCUCUCUCUUUCCGGAAAGGUCUAAAGGCGUUCUCCCUGAGCCUUCCAAGGAAGCGGGAGCAUGCGGACUGGUAGGAGCGAGCAAGGAGGGCGGGAGCCCCAGAAACUGCUCCCGACGCCCGCCCCUCAUUCGGGCCCUCGGCCCCCCUGCGCUGAGCGGGUCGUGACCUAUUUGUCUUACUGGCGCGGCUUCUUUCCGCCCUUCUCAGAGUCCUUCAGGUCCUGCCCCAACUUCGGGGCUCCAGGACGCCCCCGUCCGGUGACCCGCUGAGCAACGAACGUCCCACCCAGGGACCCCCUCUUUUCCUGGGCUUGGCGCUUCCGCCUCCGGGGCGGAGACUCCUCCCUCUCCCGGUCCGCGUUGUGUUCCCUGGAAGAGCAGCCGGAAAAGCGUCCGCCGGCUCCGGCCGGGGCGAGCGAGAAGCCGGCUCCCUCCGCCGCCGCCCGCCGCCCGCCGCCCCGCCUCGCCGCAGCCCCGGGAGCGCAGGACCCUCCGGCGGCGCGGACGCGGCUUCAGCACCGCGGACAGCACCCCGCCCGCGGCAUGGCCCGGCGCUCCGGCCCCGCGGCGCUGCUGCUGGGCUUCGGCCUCCUCGGGCUGCGCGCAGGAGUCUGGGGUACAGACACAGAGGAGCGUCUGGUGGAACACCUCCUGGACCCCUCCCGGUACAACAAGCUCAUCCGCCCGGCUGCCAAUGGCUCUGAGCUAGUGACCGUGCAGCUCAUGGUGUCCCUGGCCCAGCUCAUUAGUGUGCAUGAGCGGGAGCAGAUCAUGACCACAAAUGUCUGGCUGACCCAGGAGUGGGAGGACUAUCGGCUCACCUGGAAGCCUGAGGAGUUUGACAACAUGAAGAAAGUUCGGCUCCCGUCCAAACACAUCUGGCUCCCAGAUGUAGUUCUGUACAACAAUGCUGACGGCAUGUAUGAGGUGUCCUUCUAUUCCAACGCCGUGGUCUCCUACGACGGCAGCAUCUUCUGGCUGCCGCCCGCGAUCUACAAGAGCGCCUGCAAGAUCGAGGUGAAGCACUUCCCGUUCGACCAGCAGAACUGCACCAUGAAGUUCCGCUCGUGGACAUACGACCGCACAGAGAUCGACCUGGUACUCAAGAGUGACGUGGCCAGCCUGGACGACUUCACCCCCAGCGGCGAGUGGGACAUCGUGGCACUGCCCGGCCGGCGCAACGAGAACCCGGACGACUCCACUUACGUGGACAUCACGUACGACUUCGUCAUCCGCCGCAAGCCGCUCUUCUACACCAUCAACCUCAUCAUCCCGUGCGUGCUCAUCACCUCGCUGGCCGUGCUCGUCUUCUACCUGCCGUCCGACUGCGGCGAGAAGAUGACGCUGUGCAUCUCCGUGCUGCUGGCGCUCACCGUCUUCCUGCUGCUCAUCUCCAAGAUCGUGCCGCCCACCUCCCUGGACGUGCCGCUCGUCGGCAAGUACCUCAUGUUCACCAUGGUGCUCGUCACCUUCUCCAUCGUCACCAGCGUGUGCGUGCUCAACGUGCACCACCGCUCGCCCAGCACGCACACCAUGGCGCCCUGGGUCAAGGUCGUCUUCCUGGAGAAGCUGCCCGCGCUGCUCUUCAUGCAGCAGCCGCGUCACCGCUGCGCCCGCCAGCGCCUGCGCAGGACCACGGCCCGGCUGCUCCUGGGCCCCCCGAGCCCCGGUAUACACGUACCUCCUGCUGCUCGGGGCAGGGGCUGGGACGGACGCCCCAGCAGAGCACGAGGGCUGCGAGUGCUGUGGGAUGUGCUGGCUUUGCUGCCCCGAGGACAAGGUGUCAGGCUGGGGCUCUGUCCCCAGAAACCGCAGGCCUGUGGCGCCUCUGCCCCCAUGUUCCCUCCCCGGGGAAGCCACGACUAGAGACGUCCUAACAAUUCAGAUUCUCUUUAUUUCCGAGGAAUGUAUAUGGUUAGUCACGGUUGUCAAGGGACACAUCAAAGCCGAAUCGAGGACCCCAGGGCAGCCCCCCCGCCCCCCGUGCCGAGUCCGUGCCUGGGCCCCUCCCAUCUGCUCCUGGAGCCGCACCAGGACCCAGACCGGCACAGUCGCUCCUGAGUCAAGGAAGUAGCUUCGCGCAGCGACAGCGUCACAAGUGAUUAUUCGGAGAGUGCACAACAGCCACAGUUCGGACAAAUUAACUACAAAGACCAUUUAAAAAAGGAAGACGGGCGUUCUGGUUGCUAAA